Molecule: messenger RNA, 2314 nt
Organism: Mytilus trossulus (common blue mussel)
Lineage: Eukaryota; Metazoa; Mollusca; Bivalvia; Mytilida; Mytilidae
Exons: 2
Coding region: 97-1791 (564 amino acids)
Molecular function (GO): zinc ion binding
Source: RefSeq, a predicted model, not a curated record
GAGAACAUGACGUAUUACCUACUUCCUAGUACAUAGUUGUCGAAUUUGAUAACAGAAACAAGUGUUAAAUUAAUAUGCUUAAUUGCAUUUAAGGCCAUGGCUACCUCUUUUGAUAACUGUGCUAUUUGUAAUUUGCGACAUGUUUCGAAGCUGUCUGUUGUUUGGUGCUCAGAUUGCGAUGAAGGACUAUGUCAAGACUGUUCAGAACAUCACAGCUUAUCUAAGUUAUCACGAAACCACAGCGUUGUUCCUAUUGCUGAGUAUAAAAAGUUGCCAUCUUUUCUGGUAAACAUAAAACUGCACUGCGAUGAGCACGAUGAGAAAUAUUCAUUGUUUUGCAAAGAGCAUAACGAAUGCGUUUGUAGAAAAUGUGCCAUUUCUGAAAAGCACCGGGAAUGUAAAGACAUGUUCCCCGUUGAAGAUGUGAUUCAGAAUUCCAAAACAUCUGUAGCUUUUACAGAAAUCGAGUCCUCGCUCGAAGAAAUGAAGAAGAAAAUCUCUCUUAUUUUAGAAGACAGACAAAAUAAUUUAUCUUCAUUAUCAGCUGCCAAAAGGAAAAUAGAAUCCGAGAUUUUGGCAAUUCGACAACAGAUAAAUAACCACCUUGACAAAAUACAAGGUCUUUUCAUGGUUGAAGUAAACUCAGCAGUGGAAAAUUCAACCCAAAAAAUUCAGAGUUUCCUUGCAUCUCUGAAGAAAGAUCAAAGAGAAAUUGACGAAUACAUUGAAGAUGUAGAAAACAUAAAGAAACAUGCAACCGAUCUGCAAACGUUUUUAGGAAUAACGGUAUUAAAAAACAAACUGAAUGAAACAGAAAACACAUUCAUAUCAUGGAGUAAAGGGAACAGUUUGGCUCACACCGCAGUAUCUUAUCAGUUAAACAACGUAUUACAAAAUAUCAAUGACGAAAUAAAUGCGUUUGGAAAAAUUGCCGUUUAUAUCCAAACAUGUGAACUUUUAUUACAAAGACGGAAAGAUGAUCAGGCUCAAUUAAUUAAAAGAAAUGUAGAACCUGAUUGUUCUAUUGAGCAUAUAACACUGACAUUAAAAACAAAAAUAAAUACAAAAGCAGCAAAUGUGUCCGGCUGCUGUAUUUUACCUUGUGGUAAAUAUGUCGUGUCAAACUAUGAUCCUUCGUAUUUGAUAUUGUUUUCAAUUGAUGGAGAAAUUGAAAACAAAAUUACUGACAUCAUGCCUAACAUUUAUGACGUUGAAUGUAUCAACAAUAACGUUGUUGCUGUAACAUCGUCAACUGUGAACAAUAUUAAAGUUGUCAAUUUAACAACAGGGAAAACCUUCAGAACUAUUCUAACAAGUUCUCCGUGUUGUGGAAUUACUUACUGUGAAGGUAACUUUAUAGUUUGUCCCGAAAAGGGACAGUUGCAGGAAAUCAGACUGGAGGAUAAUAAAACAACUGAUAUUGGCAGUGAUGUUGUGUCAUUGUAUAUCGCUGCAUUUGGCAAUACACUUUACUCUAGAAAGAGAUAUACGGAUACAAUCUUCUGUCAUAAUAGAAACGGUGACAUACUAUGGACAUUUUCAAAUAGCGCCGUUCUUAAAGGACCAAGAGGUAUUGCAGUAGAUGAAUAUGGAAAUGUGUUUGUUGCCGGGGUCGAUUCCAAAACAAUUACUGCAAUAGCAUCUGAUGGCUCAAAGCACAAAACACUCCUGUCACAGAAAGACUUGGUCGGUUCUCCAUGGUCUAUAUGCUACAACAGCAAAUUUAAACUUUUGCUUGUAGUAAACGAAAAAGAUGGCCAAGCAUAUUUGUACAUUGUUAACCACGCAUAAAAAAUAUUCUCAUCUGAUAUACUGUGUUUAAUCUAAAUAAAAAUAGUUUACAUGCAUAACUUGUUAUAGUUUACUCCUAUUAUGAUGAACACACCAACAUCAUUUAUCAUUGUUUAGUGUUAGAUGAUUAUGUCAUAUUUAUACUAUGAUAUGUUUUCAACCAUGUUCUAAAGUGAAAUUGCUGGUUCACACUUAUAUAUCUAUUGCCUAUGUAAUAUUUGUCCUCAAGUAAGACAAUUUACCGUACGAUUCAGAAGUACAGUGGUGUUGCACCCUUAAAAGGAUUUGAAAAGGUGUUUUUGCCAAAUUUUUGAUAUAUUCCGAAUGUAGAUGGUGCGUCCCUGAUUCAGGGUUAAAGGAAUUUCCGUUAAACCAUGAUCGCAAUUAUUAUUACAUUCUCUAAAAUAGUACACUUUAUAUUUGUAAACGUACUGGAGUGAUUCACCAAAAACUACAUGCAUUGAAUAAUUAACAUCACUAGUUUUAACAUUUUUAACUUAAGUGUUAUUACGCGAUCCAUUCG